AUGAGUGACGACCCUGGGAACGUGUCUGAGAAAUGUGAGGAUGCUGAGAAUGAUUCAGAGAUGAGUGAGGAUGCUGAGAAUGAUUCAGAGAUGAGUGAGGAUGCUGAGAAUGAUUCAGAGAUGAGUGAGGAUGCUGAGAAUGAUUCAGAGAUGAGUGAGGAUGCUGAGAAUGAUUCAGAGAUGAGUGAGGAUGCUGAGAAUGAUUCAGAGAUGAGUGAGGAUGCUGAGAAUGAUUCAGAGAUGAGUGAGGAUGCUGAGAAUGAUUCAGAGAUGAGUGGGGAUGCUGAGAAUGAUUCAGAGAUGAGUGAGGAUGCUGAGAAUGAUUCAGAGAUGAGUGGGGAUGCUGAGAAUGAUUCAGAGAUGAGUGAGGAUGCUGAGAAUGAUUCAGAGAUGAGUGAGGAUGCUGAGAAUGAUUCAGAGAUGAGAGAGGAUGCUGAGAAUGAUUCAGAGAUGAGUGAGGAUGCUGAGAAUGAUUCAGAGAUGAGUGAGGAUGCUGAGAAUGAUUCAGAGAUGAGUGAGGAUGCUGAGAAUGAUUCAGAGAUGAGUGAGGAUGCUGAGAAUGAUUCAGAGAUGAGUGAGGAUGCUGAGAAUGAUUCAGAGAUGAGUGAGGAUGCUGAGAAUUAUUCAAAGAUGAGUGGGGAUGCUGAGAAUGAUUCAGAGAUGAGUGAGGAUGCUGAGAAUGAUUCAAAGAUGAGUGGGGAUGCUGAGAAUGAUUCAGAGAUGAGUGAGGAUGCUGAGAAUGAUUCAGAGAUGAGUGAGGAUGCUGAGAAUGAUUCAGAGAUGAGUGAGGAUGCUGAGAAUGAUUCAAAGAUGAGUGAGGAUGCUGAGAAUGAUUCAGAGAUGAGUGAGGAUGCUGAGAAUGAUUCAGAGAUGAGUGGGGAUGCUGAGAAUGAUUCAGAGAUGAGUGAGGAUGCUGGAGACAAGUCUCGGAUGAGUAAGUAUUCUAGGGCCGAGCCUCAGAUUAGUAAAGACGCUGAGGACGAGAAGAAGAUGAGUAAGGAUGAUGGGUAG
Procambarus clarkii (red swamp crayfish) is the source of this 1011-nucleotide messenger RNA. RefSeq names its product putative surface protein SACOL0050. NCBI's taxonomy places the organism in Eukaryota, Metazoa, Arthropoda, Malacostraca, Decapoda, Cambaridae. The record is from RefSeq and is a predicted model, not a curated record.